This is a messenger RNA of Populus nigra (black poplar), 702 nucleotides long. RefSeq names its product putative glycine-rich cell wall structural protein 1. The coding region runs from base 115 to 702 and encodes 195 amino acids. The record is from RefSeq and is a predicted model, not a curated record. The transcript has 2 exons. NCBI's taxonomy places the organism in Eukaryota, Viridiplantae, Streptophyta, Magnoliopsida, Malpighiales, Salicaceae.
AUAUAGGGUUACCACUUCAAGCAUUUCCAGUCAACAAAACAUACUGGUUUCUCAUAUAGCGAGUGACACGCAUAAACAUACAGAUACAUUGAGCCGUGAGAGUAUAAUCUGGAAAUGGCAAGUCCAAGAGUGUUAGGGACUGCUUUCCUGGUCUUGCUUAUUGUAGACCUCACCCUUGCUGCUAGGACACUGCAGGCAAUCAGUGGAGGUGGAGGUGGAGGGCAGGGAGGAGGUGGAGGUGGUGGUUCUGGAUCAGGACUUGGGUCAGGUUAUGGUUCUGGGUCUGGAUCCGGGAGCGGUGAAGGAUAUGGUGCUGGUGGUCGUGGAGGAGGUGGAGGUGGAGGCAGUGGCGGAGGUGGAGGCGGUGGCAGUGGUGGAGGCAAUGGAUCAGGUUCUGGCUAUGGGUCUGGUAGCGGCUCAGGCUAUGGUUCUGGUAGUGGGAUAGGUGGUGGUGAAGGUGGUGGCGGCGGCGGCGGCAGUGGAGGUGGUGGCGGCGGCGGUCAGGGCUCUGGAUCUGGAAGUGGGUCAGGCUAUGGAAGUGGAAGUGGAAGUGGCGGUGGCAAGGGUGGGAAAGGAAGUGGAGGAGGAGGAGGAGUCAUUUUCGGUAUUGAAAACUACUUACCUCUCUCAACCAAAAUGUCACGCAGAGAUUUUGAUCCCUCACCAAUGGCGGCCACAAGGCCUUUAGAAGCCGCAAAGUGA